This is a messenger RNA of Verticillium alfalfae VaMs.102, 1947 nucleotides long. RefSeq names its product keratin-associated protein 10-2. Lineage: Eukaryota; Fungi; Ascomycota; Sordariomycetes; Glomerellales; Plectosphaerellaceae. The transcript is spliced from 18 exons. The record is from RefSeq and is a predicted model, not a curated record. Bases 1 to 1947 code for a protein of 648 amino acids.
AUGAAGUCUACUUUGAAGCUCCUCCUUAUGCUCCUGUCCAUUUUCAUGGUACAGGGGGUACUGGCUGCUGCUGCUGUUGUUGACCCACGGGGUGAAGUCACUUGCCCAUACGCUCAGAAAUGCGACACCAAAUGCUGUCAGCCCGACGAGAAAUGCCAGUAUGGCCAAUGCACUAAGAUUAACACCUGUCCUACAGCUCAGAAGUGUGGAGAUGCCUGUUGCACUACAGCUGAGACAUGCGAAUAUGGUCAGUGCAAGACGAAGCCCGUCUGCUCCAUCGAGAAGACCUGUGGCAAGGCCUGCUGCAAGGAUGAUGAGACUUGCGAGUAUGGACAGUGCAAGAAGAAGCCUACCUGCUCUGUCGAAAAGACCUGCGGCAAAGCUUGUUGCAAGGAUGACGAGACAUGCGAGUACGGCCAAUGCAAGAAGAAGCCCGUUUGUGCCGUCGAGAAGACUUGUGGCAAGGCCUGUUGCAAGGAUGACGAGACAUGCGAAUACGGCCAGUGCAAGAAGAAACCUACUUGCUCUGUCGAGAAGACCUGUGGCAAGACUUGUUGCAAGGACGACGAGAAGUGCGAGUACGGCCAAUGCAACAAGAUUCCUGUGUGUCCUGUCGAAAAGACCUGCGGCAAGGCUUGCUGUAAAUCCGACGAGAAGUGCGAGUACGGCCAAUGUACUAAGAUUCCCGUAUGCCCUGUCGAAAAGACCUGCGGAAAGGCCUGCUGCAAGGCGGAUGAAAAGUGCGAGUACGGAGCAUGCCAAAAGAUCCCUGUGUGCCCUGUCGAGAAGACGUGCGGUAAAGCCUGCUGCAAAUCCGAUGAGAAGUGCGAAUAUGGGGAAUGCAAGACGAUUCCUGUAUGCCCCGUCGAGAAGACAUGUGGCAAGGCUUGCUGCAAGGCCGACGAGAAGUGCGAGUACGGUGAAUGCAAGAAGAUCCCCGUAUGUCCUGUAGAGAAGACCUGUGGAAAGGCUUGUUGCAAGGCCGACGAGAAGUGCGAAUACGGUGAAUGCAAGAAGAUCCCCGUAUGUCCUGUAGAGAAGACCUGCGGAAAGGCUUGCUGCAAAUCAGACGAGAAGUGCGAAUAUGGCGAGUGCAAGAAGAUUCCGGUCUGUCCUGUCGAGAAGACAUGCGGGAAGGCUUGCUGCAAGGCGGACGAGAAGUGUGAGUACGGCGAAUGCAAGAAGAUCCCGGUCUGCCCAGUAGAGAAGACGUGCGGCAAGGCCUGCUGCAAAGCCGACGAGAAGUGCGAAUACGGCGAGUGCAAGAAGAUUCCCGUGUGCCCAGCCGACAAGACCUGUGGAAAGGCUUGUUGUAAGUCCGACGAAAAGUGCGAAUACGGCGAGUGCAAGAAGAUCCCCGUGUGCCCCGUGGAGAAGACGUGCGGCAAGGCCUGCUGCAAAUCGGACGAAAAGUGCGAAUACGGUGCCUGCACGAAGAUCCCCGUCUGCCCGGCCGACAAGACCUGUGGCAAGGCCUGUUGCAAGUCUGACGAAAAAUGCGAAUAUGGCGUCUGCACAAAGAUUCCCGUCUGCCCUACUGACAAGACUUGCGGCAAAGCCUGCUCCGACAAGACCUGCGGAAAGGCCUGCUCCGACAAGACCUGCGGAAAGGCCUGUUGCAAGGCCGACGAGAAGUGUGAGUAUGGUGUCUGCAAGAAGAUUCCUACUUGCCCUACCGAGAAGACUUGCGGCAAAGCCUGCUGCAAGUCGGACGAGAAGUGCGAGUACGGCCAGUGCAAGAAGAUCCCGACCUGUCCCGCCGAAAAGACCUGCGGAAAGGCUUGCUGCAAAUCCGACGAGAAGUGCGAGUAUGGCAUCUGCAAGAAGAUCCCCGUCUGUCCCGUCGAGAAGACGUGCCGGCAAGGCCUGCUGCAAAUCCGACGAGAAGUGCGAGUACGGCCAGUGCAAGAAGAUCCCGACCUGUCCCGCCGAGAAGACGUGCGGUAA